AUGGAACGAUAUAGGAAACUUUGGUGGACCGAAGAAAUUGACCACUUAUACAAGCUCCUCUUAUACUUUAGUUAUAUAUUUGGAUUUAUUUCAAUCUUUUCCAGAGCAAUGAUUUUUUUAUGAACUCAGAAUGUUGCUGUAAAAGAAACUCUAAUUUUCCCAUCAUUUCACAUCGCUAUGAUAAUAUUCCUUAAGUUUUCUGAAAGAUGAGGCGCGGUAGGCAUUCAUUCUUUCACUAAAUUAUUAUAGAGAAGCUCGACCAGCACAGUAAUUGAUUUCAUGUAACUUAGUUCGCAGCCCCCCUUGCUCACCAGUCUGAUUACACAGCUUAAGACUUGUAUGGCUCCCUCUGACGAGGGCCUGCACUUGCUAUCUGGAGGUAAAGACGUUGGGUCACUGUACAGUACGUCGAUUGCUACCCUUCUCGAAAAUUUAAAAGCGAGUUUUCUGGUCAGACUUUCGACCAAGAUGAAACUUGUAGCCCAGGCUGCAACUCUAGGAAAAUGCUCGAUUGGUCAAGCGAACGCCCUCCAACCUUUUUGGGCUAUCUCUUUCUAGCUUCCAAGUCCCGUCAUCCCUCAGGGUAAAACCUUGCCCUGGAAUUGAGUCUGCGGUAGGCCAGUCAUUGCUCUCCAUCAGACCAAGUAAAACUAGGAGGACGCUGCUAUCCCUACCAUAAGAUCCCCAUACCCUCAUUUGGCUACAGGUGUUAAGAGAGUAGGCUAGCUCUCCACGCCAUUUUUAUGUGUGAACGUGGUAGGCAAGAAUACAGCAGCAAUGAUAUCUACUGAAAUUUACAAUAUAGUUUGUUUAAUUUCUAAAUUCUUUAUGGCAAGUCAAAUGGCCACUGUUUUUCAAUCUUUUUCAUUCGUCCUGAUGACUCAUUUACAACUUCCUAUGAUCAGAAACAAGUAUCUGCUGAACUUCAUUCUUUUCAAGUAUAUUUACACCUGAUUCAUACACGAUAUGAUUUUUAACUCAGCAGAGAUGACGGUUUUCCAGUUCAAUACUAUUCUUGCAAUUAUAGUCCUUAUCAAUGUCGGGAUAUAUUAUAACUCUCCCCCCCCCCCUCCGUGAGCGAACAAAAAAUUUUGUUCGCUCACGGAGGGGGGUUAAUUUUUUUUUUUAAAAAAAAAUUUUAUAUAUAAAUUUUAUAAAAAAAUAUUUUUUUCGAAAUUUAAAAAAAUCCUAAUUUGCAAAAAUUGGGAAGCAAAUAUUAAUUUAAUUUGCAAAAUUUAUGUUUUAAAACGCAAUUUGUUUAAAAUUAAACAGAAUUAGCUCUAGAUUUCAUUAUAAUAAUUAUCACUUAUAUAUCAAAAUUUUUUUCCAUUAAAAUUUUUUCUAUUAAAAAAAUUUUUGUUCACUCACGGAGGGUGAGUUUUUGGUCAAAAAAUGGCGAUUUUUCUAAUGGUUUUGUUCGCUCACGGAGGGGGGGGGGGGAGUAAAGCAGAAACUCGCCUGUGAGAGAUCCAUUUAUUUGCACGAGAUCGAAGAUUCUAAAGACCGGUUUAAGAUCAUUUCCCAAGCGUUUUCUGAUGGGAUUGUGGUAAUCUCAUCAAGCUAUGAAAUCGAGUUCAUUAACGAUAACAUCCUAAAGCUGUUAAAUUGCAGUCAAGAAGAAAUUUAUUCAGAACUGUCAAGUUUUAAAUUCUGCCCUGAUAGAAAAGUAUCAGAAUUUGAAAUUUCUGAUUUUCUGAUUGACCACAUUAAUUACGCAUUUAAUCAUCUGGAUUCUUCAGAAAUUACUUUAGGAAUCACUCGGCUAAAUAAUGUAUAUCUUCAAUGAAAAGUGAGAAGAAUUGUAUGAGAAAAUCACAACUCUCUAUUUUUGACAGUGAGAAAUGUAAACCGAAUAAUUGAGCUUGAAAAACGAAUAGCUGACGAUAACAUGAAGACUGUUCUGCUAAGAUCGGUUUCUCAUGAACUGAGAACACCUCUUAACGCAAUAUGCUUUUUUGUUAAUGACCUCCUAAAUAAGCCACAUAUAACCAAAGACAGUGACGAGUACAAUAACCUCAAAAUCGUUUCUAUUUCUUCAAAACUCAUGCUCUCUCUUAUUGACGAUUUAUUGGACUACUCAAAAAUGCUGGCUGGGGCUUUUUCUAUAAAAAAAAUCCAUUGCGACUUUCGGCAAAUUGUGUCGAAUGCUUUUGAAUUGAUCAGCUUGCAGGCUAAAAAGAAAAAAAUAAGCUUAAUAUGCAGGAUUGAUCCAUUAAUACCUGAAAGAAUUUAUACAGAUCCUUUGAGGCUGAGCCAGGUCUUAUUGAAUCUAUUAAGCAACGCGCUAAAAUUUACAUUGUCCGGGUCAAUAGAAAUUUGCUGUGUGCUUGGCUGCAAAAACCAGCUGAAAAUUUAUGUAGAAGAUACUGGUAUUGGAAUGACUGAAGAGGUGAAGCAAAAACUGUUCACUGAGUUUAGUACUAAUAAUAUCCCUAAUAUUAACCCUCAAGGAUGUGGGCUGGGACUCUGCAUUUCUAAUAUCUUGUCAAAAGCGCUAGGAAGCGGCCCUAUUAAAGUAAAGUCAACCCAAAGCCAAGGCUCCACCUUUAAAUUUUCUAUUGACAUUUUUGAAGAACAUCUGGCAUUUUCAAGGUGAGAAAAAAUAGCGGAAAUUGAGGAAGAAAGCAUUAGCCAUUUUGACGUGAUUCCUUAUAUAACUGCUACACUAAGAGAACCUAUUGAUGUUUUGAUAGUGGACGACAAUGAGUUUAAUAGAGCUGUUUUAGGAUCAAUUUUAUCACAGCUUAAUAUCUCAUAUCAAGAGUCCUGCGAUGGAAAAGAAGCGAUCGACAAGAUUUUAGCCUACGACCAGACUUCGAAAAUGUACAAGGUCGUAAUUAUGGACUGCUGCAUGCCUGAUAUCAAUGGUUAUGAAGCUACAAAAAUUCUUGUAAAUUUGUAUAAGGAUAAGAUUCUAAAGAAGCUGCCGAUAAUAGUUGGAUAUUCUGCUUAUAGCUCUGACGAAGAUCGAAAUGCCUGCUUUGAAUGCGGCAUGGUAGACUGUAUGCCAAAGCCUUGUCCCCCUGGCACUUUGGCAAAUAUUAAGGUUAAGAUUAAGUUGUGGUGGGUAUUUAUAGUCCUCACUUCCUGAAGUACAGUGCAUUCUGAGGCGAACACCUGAAAGUGUGCUCUUUCAAGACAGGUUGGCUGGGCUGAGGUCCCGGUUUCUCAAUAGAGGCAUUUUCCCUCCUGAUCUGGCUUAAACCAGAUUUUGCCGAGAAACCUCCAUUUCCAACCGAAGUGCAAAGAUUGCCCAAUACAGUGUAUAGAGGUUUCCUCUAUAUAGCGCUAAAAGCGCAGACAUUUUCCCAGGAGCUUUCCAAGUUCGUCGAACCAAAUCGCUUUUUGGUCCGACCAAGGCAUUGAUUUGGUGCAACCUACCGAUAAAUUCCGAUCAGAAUUUAUCGGCCUUACAGCGCCAAACAUAGGAAACUUCUAUAGCUUAGGCCGGAUCGUCCCCAUUGAGGGAACCUUUUAGACUAGAGAGAUUAACCCUGAAAUCUUCGUCUGGCCUGUCUUUCCUUUUUUCUCCAGAUUAUCUAUCUCUGAGGAAAAAAAAUCAAUGCGCUUGCAGAGAUUCGGGACAUCCACAAAAGCAGCUUAGGCAGGUAAGUCGCACUGCCUCAAUCCGACACCAGUUUAGGGCUUGGGAGCUUCUGGCAAAAAAAUUUGCAAAAACUGCCGCUUGAGCUAGGCCACUAAUUAGCGGAAAUAGUACUCAGCCUAUCGCUUUGAGGAUAACCUACCCUGGGCAGCUAUUUGUACCAAAAACCAGUCUGGAUAUGUAUAAUGGCACCUACCACAGGGAGGGAAAAGUCACUCGUCACAGGCCAUUUUAUGGCAAAUAUAAUAAAGAAAUAUUUGUAA
This is a messenger RNA of Blepharisma stoltei, 3867 nucleotides long. Lineage: Eukaryota; Ciliophora; Heterotrichea; Heterotrichida; Blepharismidae. The record is from the annotation of a GenBank genome assembly.